Molecule: messenger RNA, 651 nt
Organism: Parasteatoda tepidariorum (common house spider)
Lineage: Eukaryota; Metazoa; Arthropoda; Arachnida; Araneae; Theridiidae
Source: RefSeq, a predicted model, not a curated record
UACAAAGCAAACAAUCAACCAGACGGAGAAAAACAUCUCAGCGUCAGAUUUUGGAAUUGAAGUACCGAAAUUUCGUCUACAAACAAUAUUUUUUUCCCCGUAGGCGUGACGUCACGACUGGCAUUCUUCCCAUCUAAUUUCAACAUCCGCACUGCUUAAUCUGCGUUGUAAAAAGAAAAAAAAGAAAAAAGUUAAAUGAAAAAGGAAAACAGCUGGAAAAGUAGUUUUGAAAAGCAGCCAAGGCCGCCAGUUUACCAUCGUGCUCAUCGAACGCGUUUUAAUAUUCUUCUAAUUGUGUGACAACUCUAGCGUUUAUUCCACAAUAUUAACCAUGUGGAGUAGGACUAAACAAAUAUUCCAGAAGAGGCCAUUGUUGAUGAAUAUGGUCUCUUUCGGAACGAUGUAUGUUGGUGCUGAGGUGACACAGCAGACGAUUCUGACUCGUGUAGACCCAGAAAAGAAAUCAAUAGAUUGGAAAACUGUUGGACGAUAUGCGGUUAUUGGAUUAAUUGGUAUUGGGCCUCCGCUUUUUUAUUGGUAUAGAGUCUUAGAUUCCUGGUUGCCAGCAACAACUGUGUUAAUGUCUUUAAGAAAAGCUGUAACCGAUCAAUGUAUUAGUUCUCCAGCUAGUAUUACUAUAUUUUUCACUGG